AUUGUGGCGGUGUAUACAACAAGCCUGUCCGCUCCCAUUCAUGCAUAGUGUAGAGCGCUCUUCGCCAAGAACUAACCGAACCGAGCCAAGCCGAACCGUGCCACGUCCGCGUCAAAACGUGACUGUUAGCAAAGGGCUGUGACCCUGCACUGUAGUAGUCACCAUGGCAGAAGCUCACCAGGCAGUGGCCUUCCAGUUCACCGUGGGCCCGGAUGGCAUCGACCUACAUCUCUGCCAUGAAGCUCUACGCCAGGUCUACCUCUCUGGCCUCCACUCCUGGAAGAAAAGGUUCAUUCGCUUCAAGAAUGGGGUAAUGACUGGGGUGUACCCGGGCAGCCCUGCUGGCUUCAUGAUAGUGGUCGGGUCCUACAUGUCCUACAAUAAAUACCAACAGCUGGAUCCCUCUCUGGGGUUGGUAGCUAAGCUGGGCCAACACAUACCUAUCAGCCAGUAUAUGUCCACAGACAGCCAGAGGAUGGUUGGGGGAGUUCUUGUGGGCACGGGUCUGUGGAUCACCAUAAUCAUGAUUAUGAGAAAUACCCUUAAGUGCCUGUUAUCGUGGCAUGGCUGGAUGCAUUCACGCCACGGCUCUUUGUCCUGGUCCACUCGUGUGUGGAUGGUAUUAGUGAAGGUGUUCUCUGGCAGGAAACCAAUGCUCUACAGUUUCCAGAACUCUCUACCACGGUUACCUGUUCCCUCUGUGAAGGGCACAUGCAGAAGGUACCUGGAAUCAGUGCGCCCACUGAUGGAUGAUGAGAAGUUUGAACGAAUGACGGGCUUGGCGAAAGAAUUUGAGAAGAACCUGGGACCGAGGUUGCAGUGGUACCUCAAACUCAAGUCGUGGUGGAGCUCCAACUAUGUUAGUGACUGGUGGGAAGAGUAUGUUUACCUCAGAGGCCGUGGACCCAUCAUGGUAAACAGCAACUAUUAUGCCAUGGACUUUUUGUAUGUGUUCCCCACAUCCAUCCAGGCUGCUAGGGCAGGUAAUGCCAUCCAUGCCAUCAUGCUCUACCGGAGAAAACUGGACAGAGCCCAGAUCAAACCACUCAUGCUCCUACACACUAUUCCCAUGUGCUCAGCCCAAUACGAGCGUAUGUUCAACACCAGUCGUGUUCCAGGUGUUGACACAGACAACCUUCAGCACAUGAAUGACAGCAAACACAUCGCCGUGUACCACAAGGGCCGCUUCUUCAAGGUGUGGAUGUUUUAUGAUGGACGACUGCUGUUGCCACGGGAGAUUGAGCAGCAGAUGGAGAGGAUCUUGGCCGACAAAUCGGAGCCCCUGCCAGGGGAGGAGAGUCUAGCUGCACUUACUGCAGGGGAAAGGACUCCAUGGGCAAAGGCCCGUGAAGCCUUCUUCAGCCGUGGUAAGAACAAGCAGUCUCUGGACGCCAUUGAGAAGGCAGCCUUCUUCGUAACCCUCGAUGACACCGAGCAGCGCUUCGAGGUAGACAAUCCAGUCAAGUCUCUGGACAGCUACACAAAAUCCCUGCUCCACGGAAAGUGCUACGACAGGUGGUUUGACAAAUCCUUUAACCUGAUAGUGUUCAAAAACGGCACCAUGGGGUUGAACGCAGAGCAUUCCUGGGCUGAUGCUCCAAUCAUUGGUCAUCUGUGGGAGCAUGUCCUCUACAUGGACCCAAUCAAGCUGGGAUAUAACGAGGACGGUCACUGCCGUGGCAAGCCCCACCCCAACCUGCCCGGUCCUCUGAGACUGCAGUGGGACAUCCCUGCUGAAUGCCAGGAAACCAUCCAGAGCUCUCUGACAGUAGCCAGAGCUCUAGCAGAUGAUGUGGACUGUCACAUUAUCCCCUUCUCUGACUUUGGAAAGGGUCUGAUAAAGAAGUGUCGCACCAGUCCAGAUGCCUUCAUCCAGAUCGCUCUACAGCUGGCUCAUUACAGGGACAAAAAGAAGUUCUGCCUGACUUACGAAGCCUCCAUGACGCGUUUGUUCCGCGAGGGCCGAACAGAAACUGUGCGCUCCUGUACGACGGAAACCUGUGCCUUUGUCCGCGCCAUGAUCAGAGACGAGACAAGGGAAGAGCGUCUUAAGUUGCUGAAGCUGGCAGCAGAGAAGCACCAAAACAUGUACCGCCUGGCUAUGACAGGGAAGGGAAUCGAUCGCCACUUGUUCUGUCUCUAUGUGGUUUCUAAAUACUUGGGAGAAGACUCACCUUUCCUCAAAGAGGUCUUGUCUGAGCCAUGGAGGCUGUCCACCAGUCAGACUCCUCUGCAGCAGACUGAGCUCUUUGACCUGGUCAGACACCCAGAGUACGUGUCCUCUGGGGGUGGAUUUGGGCCGGUGGCUGAUGACGGUUAUGGCGUCUCCUACAUCAUUGUUGGCGAGAACCUCAUCAACUUCCAUAUCUCCAGCAAACACUCAAGCCCGGAGACUGACUCGCACCGUUUUGGCACCAACAUCAAACAGGCCAUGCUGGAUAUACUCGGUCUCUUCCAGCUCAACAACAAAGCCAUUUGAUUCUCCUCUACAUGGCUGCAAAAACUUAGGAUGCUGUUUUUAGCAAAAAAAAACAAAAACAUUUAUUCUCCCUCAGAUACAGUAUGUACAGAACAAAUGUUGGAUUUUUGGAUUAUUUUACAGCCUAGAUGAUGUUAAAGAUAUUUGGAAAUAUUGCCGUCAAUGUUUAUGAUGCUUUUAUGUGUACUGUAGGCAUAGGGAGGGAGGGUGAGAUUCUGAUGAUAGAGGGUACAGGUAGUCGACGGAUUCAAGUUUUAAUUUACAAUAAUUUACACACACAGAUGCCUAAUGUAUAAUGAGUUUGAAAUGAUUAAUGUAAAAAGGGCAGACAGGACAUUAGAUUCUAAUCCCACAGGAACAGACAUUUCAGCUAAAGGAUUGUUCAGUCGCAUCGUCCCAUAUUUGAAUAAAAUCUUAACUUGA
Messenger RNA from Solea senegalensis (Senegalese sole), 2902 nucleotides. It is a transcript of the gene cpt1ab, whose product is annotated as carnitine palmitoyltransferase 1Ab (liver). Gene Ontology annotation, biological process: fatty acid metabolic process; carnitine metabolic process. Gene Ontology annotation, cellular component: mitochondrion. The transcript is spliced from 19 exons. Lineage: Eukaryota; Metazoa; Chordata; Actinopteri; Pleuronectiformes; Soleidae. The record is from RefSeq and is a predicted model, not a curated record. Bases 164 to 2479 code for a protein of 771 amino acids. Gene Ontology annotation, molecular function: carnitine O-palmitoyltransferase activity.